AGUUGCUAGUUUGUCCUAACUUCCGUCACACUUUUGUUACAGUUGCUUAUAGCGCCUUCAAUAUUUUUAUUUUAUUUUACCAAUCUCCUACAUAUUUGGCAUGUAGGAAUCUUGCAUGGACCUCUACCUUUUGAUGAGGUUUGAGGGCACUGGGGUCAAGGUCACCGAGGCUAAUAUUAAAUUUUUUCCGUCACACUUUUGUUACAGUUUCUCAUAGCAUCUUCAAUAUUUUACCGAUCUCUUAAAUAUUUGGCAUGUAUGUACCUUGCAUGGAUAUCUACCUUUUGAUGAGGUCUGAGGUCACUGGGGUCAAGACCAAGGUCACCGAGGCUUAUAAUAGAUUUUUCCUGUCACACUUUUGUUACAGUUUCUCAUAGGGCCUUCAAUAUUUUACCGAUCUCUUUCAUAUUUGGCAUGUAGGUACCUUGCAUGGACCUCUACAUUUUGAUGAGGUUUGAGGUCACUGGGGUCAAGGUCACCAAGGCUAAUAAUAGAUUUUUCCCGUCACACUUUUGUUACAGUUUCUCAUAGCGCCUUCAAUAUUUUACCAAUCUCUUACAUAUUUGGCAUGUAGGUACCUUGCAUGGACCUCUACCUUUUGAUGAAGUUUGAGAUCACUGGUGUUUAGGUCAAGGUCACCAAGGCUAAUAAUAGAUUUUCUCAAGGUCAGACUUUUUUCCCACACAAUUAACCCAUAUAUCAACAAAGCAUCAUUUGGGAGCAUUCAUUCACUGUUAUUCUUUUUAGUUCUUUACUUAUCAUGUAUUAAAGAUUUAAACUGAAAAUAGUAAAAUGCUUUCAUGCAUAGAGUAUAAAAGAUAUUCCACAUAGGCAACAUAUUAAUUUUACAUGUUGUGUUAACCAAAAUAGGAAAUGGUAGAUUGCUUGUCUGAAUGAUAAAAUAUGAUUUUAAGUUAAAGUCCAAUUUUUGAACGGUACGGCGUCAUCAUGGUGACAUCCGCGGCAUUCCUCAUAUUUUUAACAUAAUUACAAUAGCUAAUACUUUAUUUGAAGCCAUGACCUUUUUAUACCCAGGAUGUCUCAAUAUUAAUUGUGACCUGCAUGAUCUUUGUACAGACAAAGAGCAAAAUUAACAUCGUAAAACUUAUAAAAAUACCAUAAUGGAGUAGAAAAUCUGAACACAUCUUGUAUUAUUAUUUAUCAAAAUCAUCUUAAAAGCAACACAUAUUAGCCUUGCUCUGGGAAAAUGUGGCUUAAUGCAUGUUUCUUAAGUGUCUUUUCAUAUUAACCUGUUCAAUAUUGCACAGAUUUAUCACUUAAGACACUUUCCACUCUAGCAAAGUUUUCAUUGAAAGGAAGUCUAUUCUUAGCAAAUAUCCAGUUAAUGUUGAAAGUGUUGUCCCCGAUAAGUGUGCAGUUAAUGUUGAAAGUGUUGUCCCCGAUAAGUGUGCAGUUAAUGUUGAAAGUGUUGUCCCCGAUAAGUGUGCAGUUAAUGUUGAAAGUGUUGUCCCCGAUAAGUGUGCAGUUAAUGUUGAAAGUGUUGUCCCCGAUAAGUGUGCAGUUAAUGUUGAAAGUGUUGUCCCCGAUAAGUGUGCAGUUAAUGUUGAAAGUGUUGUCCCUGAUAAGUGUGCAGUUAAUGUUGAAAGUGUUGUCCCCGAUAAGUGUGCAGUUAAUGUUGAAAGUGUUGUCCCCGAUAAGUGUGCAGUUAAUGUUGAAAGUGUUGUCCCCGAUAAGUGUGCAGUUAAUGUUGAAAGUGUUGUCCCCGAUAAGUGUGCAGUUAAUGUUGAAAGUGUUGUCCCCGAUAAGUGUGCAGUUAAUGUUGAAAGUGUUGUCCCCGAUAAGUGUGCAGUUAAUGUUGAAAGUGUUGUCCCCGAUAAGUGUGCAGUUAAUGUUGAAAGUGUUGUCCCCGAUAAGUGUGCAGUUAAUGUUGAAAGUGUUGUCCCCGAUAAGUGUGCAGUUAAUGUUGAAAGUGUUGUCCCCGAUAAGUGUGCAGUUAAUGUUGAAAGUGUUGUCCCCGAUAAGUGUGCAGUUAAUGUUGAAAGUGUUGUCCCUGAUAAGUGUGUGCAGAUUGCUCUGGCUAAUAUGGUGUGGCACAUAAAGCCAUGAAUUAAGCCAUGUUUGCCCAUAACUUAGAUCAGAUCAUCUUAAAAGCAAAAUAAUAUAGCAUUAUUGCUUAUUUCUGUUGUAUGAGCAACUGUUUUUUUACUCUAAACAAUGGCUGCUAAUUAUCUAGUGCUAAUACUCUUGCAUCUCAACUCCAAAUCAUUGUUUAUUGACUGAUUAACACUUGGAAAUCAAAAAUUAUUAUAAUAAUCCUUAUGCUUUAGACAAUGUCAUGCUAAAAUGUAUAUGGGCUGUGCUCUGAUAAAAGGAGGUUUAAUGCAUAUGCCUUAAGUGUCAUAACCAGAUUAGCCUGUGCAGUCCGCACAGGCUAAUCAGGGAUGACACUUUCCGCUUUUAAUGAUAUUUACUUUUAAAGAAAUACUCUUCUUGGCAAAAAUCCAGUUUAGGCGGACUGCAUGGGCUAAUCAUGGCCGACACUUUACCCACAUUAAACCCCCUUAUAUAUAUAUAGACACUUUACCAACAUUAAACCCCCUUAUAUAUAUAUAGACACUUUACCCACAUUAAACCCCCUUCUGUAUAUAGACACUUUACCCACAUUAAACCCCCUUAUGUAUAUAGACACUACCCACAUUAAAUCCCCUUAUAUAUAUAGACACUUUACCCACAUUAAACCCCCUUAUAUAUAUAUAGACACUUUACCCACAUUAAACCCCCUUAUAUAUAUAUAGACACUUUACCCACAUUAAAUCCCCUUAUAUAUAUAUAGACACUUUACCCACAUUAAACCCCCUUAUAUAUAUAGACACUUUACCCACAUUAAACCCCCUUAUAUAUAUAGACACUUUACCCACAUUAAACCCCCUUUUCACAGAGCAUGGCCCAUAUAUAUAUGUGUCUUGUUUUGAGAAAACUGGGCUUAAUGCCUGCGCGUAAAGUGUUGUCCCAGAUUAGCCUGUGCAGUCCGCACAGGCUAAUCAGGGACGACACUUUCCGCUUUUAUGGUAUUUUUAGUUUCAAGAAAGUCGCUCCUUACCGAAAAUCAAGUUGAGGCGAAAAGUGUCAUCCCUGAUUAGCCUGUGCGGACUGCACAGGCUAAUUCGGGGACGACACUUUACGCACAUGCAUUAUACCCAGUUUUCUCAGAAAAAGACACAUAUAUAUAUAUAUUACUUGCUUGUUAUCUUAAUUGGUAAAGAAGAUUGUGUAACAAUGUACAUAUUUAAUUUCAUAGCCAUUGUUGCUAUAAAAAUAAUGAACAGUUGCCACCUGACAGUGUUUGAAUAAGUUGCUAAAAACUUUAAGUUAAAUGAAAACUUUCAUAUUUAAAAUAAACAUACUGUUUAAAAUUAAAUGUUUUCAAAUGAAAAUGCUUAUAAUUGUAUUUGCCAAGAUCAUAGCAAGUUUGUUUGAUCAGAUUGUUAAAUUAGGUUUUUAUGAAUGUCUUCUGUUAAGCAGACUUCUUAUUUAAAGGUAUUAUUUAAUCUUGUAUAUUUUAGGAGCAAGAACAUGAUACAAGUCAACAAUUUUAUUGAAUGAAACAUGUCACUGUUAUAUAACUUUGAGCAUCGGUCUGGGAAAACUGGGCUUAAUGCAUGUGCGUGAAGCAUUAUCCUCCAUUAGCCUGUGCAAUUGGCACAGACUAAUCAAAGACAACAAUUACCAUCUUAACUGGGUUUUCAGUUGGAAGUGAACCCCUUAAAUGAAUGUGUGUAAAAGUUCCAUUAAAGCGGAGAGUAUCAUCCCUGCAUCUAACAUUCAUGCAUUAAGCCCUGUUUUCCCAGAAUUAGGCUAAAUUUUAAUGUUUAAAUGUUAGAAAUCCCUUAGUCAUUUUACUGUGCAAUAUUCUAGUCAGAUUUUAUACUUUUGUAUUUCGUAAGAUAAGGAUUUGCGCUAUAUUGGUUUUGGUAUGUGUUUGCGUAUUAAUUUGACUGUUUUUAUCAUGCUUCAUUGCUGGAUACAUUAGUCAUUAGUUGGAUUAAAAGAGAAGGUCUUAAUUAUGUUGGAAUGGUUGAUCUGCUAAUAAAAUAUACGUUUUGCUUUCAAUGUUUCAUCAUGUAUUGCCAAAUGUGCACUUAUUUUUAUAGUUUCCAAAUGUUUCAUAAUGUAUGUAGAAAACGCUAAGCUUCAUUCAUUUUUGUUUUCAAUAACUAUUCUAGCCAUUUGAAUUAAGCAAUGUAAUGCCUUGUAUUUUAUUAUGCCCCAGAAGGGUUGCAUAUAGCUAUUGAAUUGUCCAUCUGUCUGUCCGCCCGUCAGUCAGUCUGUCCAUCCGUCCGAAAACUUUAACACUGGUCAUUUUUGCAAUAUUGAAGAUAGCAACUUGAUAUUUGGCAUGCAUGUGUUUCUCAUGGAACUGCACAUUUUGAGUGGUGAAAGGUCAAGGUUAUCCUUCAAGGUCAAAGGUCAAAUAUAUGUCCUCAAAGCGGGGCAGAAGGGGGCAUUGUGUUUCUGACAAACACAUCUCUUGUUUAUAUAUAAAAUUGAUGCAUAUAGUGUUUAAUAAAAUUAUGGUUUUCCACAUAUUCUGAAUAAAAUUAAAUGAACUAUACAGACAUCCUUUUUAGACUGACAAACUUGUGAAAUUUAGUUUAUAAUGCAAAGUUCUAAAUGUGCAAAAUGUUAUGAACUUAUACGUAAUGCUUGUAAAUAUGAAGACUUUGUUAUGAUUUUGUUUUUAUGGCCCCUGGUCAAAGCUUUUCGGUUUACCUUUUUUCCUUUAAAAGUACUGUAACUUAAAAAACAUUCAAGUUUUUUCUCUUGAAUUGUAAACUAUAACUUUGGCUCAAUACAAAACAUCAGUUCCACAUUUUUAUGCCUCCGAAGGAGGGCAUAUGGUGAUGGCACUGUCCGUCUCUCUGUCUGUCCUUCUGUCACACUUUUGCGUUUAGGUUUCGAAAAAUGCUCAUAACUUUUAUGUCGCUUCAGAUGUAACCUUGAUAUUUGGUAUGCAUGUGUAUAUAGACAAGGUCUUUCCAUACGCACACAAAUUUUGACCCCUUUGACAUUGACCUUGAACUUAGGGUCCGCGUUUAGGUUUCGAAAUCUGCAUCUAGGUUUCGAAAAAAGGGAAAAAAGCGUUUUUCCCGGGCAUAUGUCUUCCUAUGGAGACAGCUCUUGUUUUUCUGAUUUUCCGUAACUCUGCGUUUGUGGGAGCAGUUGUCUAAUGGUAGGACGCUGGCUUAGAUAUCGAGAAGUCCCUCGUUCGAAUCCCGCCCUGACCACUGGAAAUUUCCUGAGCAAGAAAUUUGUUCCUUAUUUGCUCUUCUUCACCUGUAUAAGUGGGCACCUGUGAGGGAAAUGAGACAAUGUGCCGUGGCUGCUUACUGCGCCAAAUAUGUUUACGGACGACUUAUGACCCAGUGACCAGAGGAAAAAUGUGAAGCGCCCCUGAACGCACAUACUGUAUGAAAAGGGCGAUAUAUAUAAAUAUAUAUGUGGUAAAAAAGCUUUAGAAAAAUAUGCUUUAUCCGCAAAAUACGUAAGCGUUCAACGAAGAUGAACAACUGUUUCGGGCAAUGUCCAUGAAGGUGUGGCUGUAACAGCAUGGUGUUACCAGGGUUACUGUUGACAACGAACAACAUACUUCAAGCGAUCACGCAGACAUGACGGCAUGAGCCUUUAUACUCAGAAGCCCAUGUGUAAGGAAACACACCAUGCGCCUGGGUCAACGACAUUUUAUUACACGGGAAUUCAUCUCCUCAUGAUCGAACAAUGUCGUUAAGGAGGAAUUUUACAAUCUGGUUCCGGCGGAAUGGACCGUCUGGUAUAGUUUCCGGCCUCAUUGCGUUUUUUGUGAUCUCAUACAUAAUAAUUGCCAAACUCGACGAGAACAGCAAACGCGUUGUGAGUGUCGUCCGGACGGGAGUCAACGUAAUACCGAUGGAAAUAAUGCAAGAAUUCGAACAAGGCCGCGUUAAUGUUGGUAAAGGGGUAAUAUACGAUUUUGACAAGGAAGACCGGAGGCAGAUAAACGGCGUUAACAGCAGCUUCCCGGCCGCGUCUGCGGACGAAUUCGAGAACCAGAUGAAGCUGGAGCGCAGUCAGCGUGCAGGGGAGAUAACCGUGUUAUCUGCCCAUAACGAUACAAAACGGAAUGACCUGAAAUCCAUGUAUUCAAAGGACUUACAUCCGGCAAAACCUAUAGAGGCUAUGGUUUCCUCUCCUAUGCACAAACUCAUUCACGAAUACAACGCGUUCUCCGAAUCUAAGGAGAAACGAACUUCAAUUAAUAGAAACCAGUGCGUUCUGUUGAGGACGCACCAUGGCAACGCCCCAAUCUGUAUCCACGACCCUGCAGACGAUGAGAUCAUCUCGGGGCGUCUCGCGAAGGACGGGUUAUGGGAGGGGAACUAUUUAUACAUCAUAGGGAGCAUUCUCUCUCGCGAACCUAAUAUCGAGGUACUUGAUCUCGGCUGCAACAUUGGCGUGUAUACUAUCAUCUCGGCCAAACUGAAGCACAGAGUUGUCGCGCUGGAUCCGAACAAGAUCAAUAUCAGACUUCUGAACAAAUCUCUCAACCUGGGCGGCCUGUCCCGCUACGUGACGCUGCUGUGGAACGCGAUUUCUGACGUUCGCGAGAACGUGACGCUUUUCGACAUAAUCGGGAACAUUGGCGGGAGCUUCGUUGAAACAGCAGACAAGAAUGCAACUGUGGACGAUGAUCAUAAAUCGUUUGCAAUAACGUUAGAUGAUCUCAUAGGUUAUUUUGUCGGAAAGCCGGUCUUCGUUAAAAUGGACAUUGAAACUUACGAGUUGAGAGCGUUGAAAGGAGGUUCGCAAUUCUUCAAAGAGAUUGACGUACGUUAUGUUCUUAUGGAGUGGGUUCACCAUCGCGAGUUUGAUACUGGAAAAGUUGUGAUCAAAUUGAUGGAGCAAUACGGAUUGUUUCCACAUGUAAACGCACACGUCAACACCCGAUUGGAGCCCGAUCAUUACCGAUCUUGGCCGGACAAUAUAUUAUGGAUUAAAUAUCCGAAACAUUAAUUUUUAGUUGAAUUCAUUUGUAUGACAUAAUUGAUAAAUUAUAUGGCUUAUUACAAUUCUGAAUAAACAUAAUGCUUAUUAUAAAUCGUGAAUAUAUUUUUUUUUCGAAAGUCAUUCAUUGUUUAAAGUAGUGUCUAAUUUUGUUUUUUUCAAGUUGUUAGCUUUUCAUUCAAGAAUACGGAAGUCACAUUUCACUAUCGUACAGAUAUUAUUAUAUGACUUAUACAGCGAAAUAAUUUAUAACAAAUUCAACGAACACAUUUUACGUUGCCUUCGGUUACGCAAUAAACUGUAUUCUUAUAUGUUUAAUCAAGCAAUUCAAAUCGCAAUUUGUAAUAUGGCAUUAAUAUUCUAACUAUUCAAGACGAAAAUUGAACCCAAACAAAGCCGUCUGGUUCACUAGCCAUGGCUACCGGAUAUUGAUACCCAUCAGUCCCAUCAAUUUAACACAGAAGGACAACUAAUGCGUU
Molecule: messenger RNA, 7478 nt
Organism: Dreissena polymorpha
Lineage: Eukaryota; Metazoa; Mollusca; Bivalvia; Myida; Dreissenidae
Exons: 2
Coding region: 5737-7008 (423 amino acids)
Source: RefSeq, a predicted model, not a curated record